This is a messenger RNA of Ceratina calcarata, 1350 nucleotides long. Its product is annotated as cAMP-dependent protein kinase catalytic subunit beta. The record is from RefSeq and is a predicted model, not a curated record. NCBI's taxonomy places the organism in Eukaryota, Metazoa, Arthropoda, Insecta, Hymenoptera, Apidae. Gene Ontology annotation, molecular function: cAMP-dependent protein kinase activity; ATP binding. Bases 198 to 1241 code for a protein of 347 amino acids. The transcript has a single exon. Gene Ontology annotation, biological process: protein phosphorylation. Gene Ontology annotation, cellular component: nucleus; cAMP-dependent protein kinase complex; cytosol.
UCGACAUGAACAAAUAUCAUUAAGGGAAUUUGAUAAUGAAUUCGACAAAAGUCGAUCGCGUGACAUUUUUUCCGCUCGCGAACUUCAGUUGGCAUUAACCGCAUUUUUCAUGGUAAGACGAUCCCAUAUAAUGAUUUUCGUUAAAUAACAAAGAAUUUUCUCUACAGCAUCGGCAUCAUCGAGUAGGCAGGCACAGAAUGGACGUUGAACGUCAAAGAGCCUUCGCCGAGUACAGGAAGAUACUCGACGAGUUGAGGUCAACGUUCCUCGAACGAUGGAAGGUUAAUAAGAUCGACAACGUCACUGCGAAGGAUUUCGAACGAUUUCGGACAAUAGGGACCGGUGCGUUCGGACGAGUGAUACUUGUCAGGUACAAACCGACGUCCAUCCCCUACGCAAUGAAGGUACUCGAGAAGUCGAAAGUCGUGAAAAUGAAGCAAGUGGAGCAUACGUACAACGAGAAAAGGAUACUGCAGUGCGUGCGAUUCCCUUUCGUCGUCUACAUGGAGUUUUGUUUCAAGGACAAUUCGUACGUGUAUAUGGUGUUACCGUACAUCAACGGCGGCGAGAUGUUCACGCAUCUCCGGCGGAUGGGAAAGUUCGACGAGGGCCUGGCGCUGUUCUACGCCGCCCAGGUGGCCCUCGCCUUGGAGUACCUACAUCACUGCAACCUCGUUUACAGAGAUCUGAAGCCGGAGAACAUUCUGAUCCAGCACACAGGCUACAUCCGAGUGACGGACUUUGGGUUCUGUAAAAUGAUCGACGGGAGAACGUGGACCUUGUGCGGUACGCCGGAGUACCUAGCGCCGGAGGUGAUCCUAUCGAAGGGCUACGGAAAAGCCGUCGAUUGGUGGAGCUUCGGCGUUUUAAUUUAUGAGAUGAACGCCGGGUAUCCGCCGUUCUACUCGCGGGACCCGAUGAGGAUUUACGAGAAGAUCGUCGCUGGUAAAUACAAAUUCGCCCAUCAUUUCGGCGAGGAGCUGAGAGAUAUAUUGAAGAACAUACUGCAAGUGGACCUUACUAGGCGGUACGGGAACUUGAAGAACGGCAUUAUGGACAUCAAAGGGCACAAGUGGUUCCAAACGACCGAUUGGAAUCAGAUUUAUCAUCAAAAGAUACAACCGAGCUUUAUACCAAAGUGCGCGUCGCCGGAGGAUACCAGCAAUUUUGAUCAUUACGACGAGGAGCAUCUUAGAGUAGACGCGGUCGAUCGUUACGCGAAAGAAUUCGCAAACUUCUAGUCGAGCUGAUUACGGUCAUCGAACGGUGAACCAAAGCUUCAGAGAUAUGCUAAUGGCCACAAGCGUACAGAACAUGAGCGAACGUUCGCCUUUUUAAGUACAGCGCAUA